Molecule: messenger RNA, 540 nt
Organism: Lycium ferocissimum
Lineage: Eukaryota; Viridiplantae; Streptophyta; Magnoliopsida; Solanales; Solanaceae
Exons: 1
Coding region: 1-540 (179 amino acids)
Source: RefSeq, a predicted model, not a curated record
AUGGAAACAUUAAGUAUAUCGAAGGAUUUAAAUGAUGAUUACUUUUCCAUAUUAGUUGAUGAAUCUCGUGAUGUGUCAUGUAAGGAGCAAAUGGCUAUUGUUUUGAGGUAUGUUGAUAGAAGGGGGAGUGUAAUGGAGCGGUUUAUUGGUACUAUUCAUGUUCGUGAUACUAGUGCUUUGUCCCUAAGAAAUGAAGUUGUUGGUUUACUUGCUCAACAUUCUUUAAGCCCAUCUUAUAUACGUGGACAAUGUUAUGAUGGAGCAAACAAUAUGCAAAGAGAUUUAAAUGGGCUUAAAAUCUUGAUACAAAAAGAAAGUAAAGGUGCUCAUUCUAUUCAUUAUUUUGCUCAUCAACUCCAGGUAACUCUUGUUGCGAUUUCUAGAAGAUGUGAUGAAGUGCGGGAACUUUUAUCGUUGGUUUCUAAUAUAUUAAAUAUGGUCAGAGCUUCUUUCAAGCGUAGAGAUGAACUUCUUGAAUCUCAAGCAAAAGAAAUUGAAGAAGCGUUACGUAAAGGCGAGCUUGAAACCGUAGGGGCUUGA